This is a messenger RNA of Manihot esculenta (cassava), 1610 nucleotides long. RefSeq names its product tobamovirus multiplication protein 1. NCBI's taxonomy places the organism in Eukaryota, Viridiplantae, Streptophyta, Magnoliopsida, Malpighiales, Euphorbiaceae. Gene Ontology annotation, cellular component: plant-type vacuole membrane. The transcript is spliced from 11 exons. The coding region runs from base 303 to 1169 and encodes 288 amino acids. The record is from RefSeq and is a predicted model, not a curated record.
AUAGGUGAUGCAACUGAGCACAACCACCAAAUCUCAUCAUCCCUCUUUAGAUAGACGCUUAGUUGCUGAAAUCUGUAGACCGACCGGUGGAGCUCAGCAAAAGCCCAAUCCUUCGCUGUCUGUCUUUCUUUCUUUAAGCUUUGAAUUUCCCCCUCUUUAUUGGGUUUGGGUUUUUUCUUUUGCUUCCUUGUUUUUUCUCUCGUUCUGUUUUUUUUUUUUUUGGGUGUGUAGUGGUGAGGCGAGGAUUUUGAUUUUGAUUUGACUUCUUCUGGACUUUCUGGGAAAAUUUUUUGAUAGAGAGAAUGACCAGAAUGCCAGUGCAAUUAGCCCCUUUGGAAAUUGUUCAUUUGGUUGGGAACUGGUGGGAUGAGAUCAAUGAGUCAACUCAGUGGCAGGAUGGGAUCUUCUAUGCUCUCUGUGCUGCUUAUGCCCUUGUCUCCGCUGUUGCUCUGAUUCAAUUAAUAAGGAUUGAGUUGAGAGUUCCCGAGUAUGGUUGGACUACACAGAAAGUUUUCCACCUUAUGAACUUCAUUGUCAAUGGAGUGCGUGCAAUUGUGUUUGGAUUUCACAAGCAAGUUUUUAUUUUGCAUCCCAAGGUGCUAACUUUGGUAUUAUUGGAUCUACCGGGACUUCUCUUUUUUUCUACUUACACCCUGCUUGUCCUGUUUUGGGCAGAGAUAUAUCACCAGGCAAGAAGCUUGCCAACAGAUAAGCUAAGAAUUUUUUAUAUUUCAGUCAAUUGCGGAGUUUACUUCAUACAGGUUUGUAUCUGGGUGUACCUCUGGAUAGAUGACAACAGUGUUGUUGAAUUCAUUGGAAAGAUAUUUAUUGCAGUGGUAUCAAUUAUAGCUGCAUUGGGUUUCUUGUUGUAUGGAGGCAGGUUGUUUUUCAUGUUGAGACGCUUCCCUAUUGAGUCUAAAGGGAGAAGAAAGAAGCUCCAUGAGGUUGGAUCAGUUACAGCCAUAUGUUUCACAUGCUUCCUUAUAAGGUGUUUUGUGGUUCUUCUUUCUGCUUUUGAUUCCGAUGCAUCACUUGAUGUUUUGGACCAUCCAGUUCUGAAUGUGAUAUAUUACAUGCUUGUUGAGAUUCUACCUUCAGCUCUAGUGCUCUACAUUCUGCGAAAGUUGCCGCCCAAGAGAAUAUCGGCGCAAUAUCACCCUAUUCGGUAACUGCAAUGUUUCUUCUUUCUAUUGUAGUUUUGCCGCAGGAAAUGUAUUAUUUUCAUGGUUGGAAGUAGGUGAUAUGGGAGCAUGUCAGAGCCAGGAAAACAAAUCCAGACGUAUUCUGGUAAUGGCUCAUGAUAGCUGGCUCAUGAUAGCAGCAAUUCUUUUUGCAUGUACAAUAGACAGCUAGUUGCAGCUUGCUUAAGGGAAGGUAUUUGAGUUGAUUUCACAAAUGGGUUUAUGGCUUUUGAGGCAUUGGCGUUUUGAUGCGUUGUAUGCAGUUUAUUUUUUUAGAAUUUGGUGGAAAGAAAAUUAGUUUGUGGUAGUUGCCGUUCACUCUCUGCCUUUAGGCCUAGUUUAAUGUUGUAUUGCUUUAUCGAAAAAUAUUCUGAUAUCUGAGACAUCAAAAGAAAAUUUGAUUAAAGGAGAACGACUUCGUUUUUAAAA